AUGGACGAGAUGCUGAUGGAGUACUGCGCCUCCGUACAUCGGUCCAACGCUCUGGCGUUCGCGCUGCCCACAGACAUGGCGGAGGAGCAGUCGCCGGGCCCCUUCAUCACCAUCGACUUCGGCGCCGGCGGGCUCGCCGCGGCUGGCGCACAGCUGGACCAGGGGACCCGCAGGUUGGUCGCUGUGGCGGAGGGCAGCGCGGCCAUGGGCUCCGGGGUGGCCGUCGGGGACGAGCUGCAGGUGCUGAACGGCAGGAGCGCCGGGCUGCUGUCCGCGACGUCCCUCGGGGAGCUGAUCAAGGACGCGGGAACCGCCUCGUUCCGGCGCGCGGCCUGGGUCGAGCGGCUCGGCGGCGGCGGUGGGGCCUCGGGCUCCAGCGCGCCGCUGGCGGACCAAGGCCCCAGGCACAUCGUCGUUUGCUGCCGGUGCGCUGCGCAGAACGGACUCGCCGCGCCCACGGAGUUCUUCCAGUGCUUCUCCUGCCAGGCCACGGUGCUCCCGUGGCGGCUGCUGGUGGCGGUGCGGCCGGGCGGCGGCGGGAGGGCGCCCAGCGGCGCUUCGCGGAGAGCAUGCCGCUGUCUGCGGCGCGGGGAGCGCGGGCGGCUGCCGUGGGAGGAGGCGCGG
Molecule: messenger RNA, 624 nt
Organism: Prorocentrum cordatum
Lineage: Eukaryota; Dinophyceae; Prorocentrales; Prorocentraceae
Source: the annotation of a GenBank genome assembly